AUGCCUAAUGUGAAAUGUUCUACUGGUCAAUUAAUACAUGGAUUUGAAAAAUUGGCUUUCGCUUUAAAAGAAGUAACAACAGACAGUUUUUAUUGGAACGAACGCAUUGAAUUACGCUUAAAAAAUCAAAUAGAAAAUCCAAAUACUUCCUUACCCGAAACGCAAUUUGACUUAGGCGCUACAACAACGAGAAUUGCAGAUGCAAAAAUAGAAAUAACUUCAACGGACUUGUAUGCUUCAGUAGUAGCAUCUUUAAAAGAAGGAAUCAGUGGUUUAGGAAACCCUGUUAUUUCGCAAAUCAUUUGUUUGGGAUUAGGCAAAAUUGGUGAGUGUCUAACAGCACGUUACCAAUUUGUUGUUAUAUUAAGUUUAAGCGAGCUAUUUAAUACGAAAAUACUAGCUUAUGAUCCUGUAUUUACUGAAAAUGAUAAGAAGAUAUUAUCAACUUUUAAUGUAACUUUAUUAACUGAUAAUUUAGAAGGAAAGUAUAGAGUAAAAAAUAAAGAAACUGUACUUUUCUAUAUGCCCCAUUGUUCCAAACAAUUAACUAACAAUUUACUGUGGACAAAUUGGGGUUUAGAUCUUAAUUAUUGUAUUAUUAUUGCUAAUAGUUUCAGAAAGAUUAUUGAUUCAAAUUCUAGUAAAGAAAUUGAAGUGAAAGCUGGAUAUGUGUCAAAAAUAUUACCCUAUGUACUAGAAAUCGCUAUCAUAAAUAGUUUUAAAUAUUAUGAAAUUUUCAAUGAUAUAGCUAUUCAUGUUUUCCCUAACAUUAAUAUGGUUUGUCAAGAUUUGUGGAAAGAGUGUUUGGAACCAAAAUAUAGUGAAAUUGAUCUAGAGUUUAUUACAGAUUCCAAAUAA
This is a messenger RNA of Psylliodes chrysocephalus, 858 nucleotides long. NCBI's taxonomy places the organism in Eukaryota, Metazoa, Arthropoda, Insecta, Coleoptera, Chrysomelidae. The record is from the annotation of a GenBank genome assembly.